Molecule: messenger RNA, 802 nt
Organism: Guyanagaster necrorhizus
Lineage: Eukaryota; Fungi; Basidiomycota; Agaricomycetes; Agaricales; Physalacriaceae
Exons: 3
Coding region: 185-649 (154 amino acids)
Source: RefSeq, a predicted model, not a curated record
UCGGGCCGAUUACCUUCUCUGGGCAAGACACAUCCAUCUGCCGCUGGGUUUCUUUUUCACACAUCGCACCUGCCUUUCCCGACAAUGUCCUACCUGGCAUGUCCAUGACGAGAUUGUUCGAAGAGCUGUGGCGCAGUAGCGCCGAUGGUUUUUAUUGGAGCGUCAGGAUGAUCCCGAGGAAGACAUGCCAGCAGAAGUUAUCGACAGAAUGUCUCUUUCUCCACAUUCCCAGUCGCUAUCGACAUAUUUCAAUGACCUAGGGGAAAUUAUAGCAGACAAUUACUCAUCGCCUGCAGCUAGCGGCAAUCGACAGGGAUUGCCUUCCGGCAGUGAAACCCCCACGUACGAGGUCCUUGUCUUCAGAGAAGCGUCUGAGGUAGCGCGUCCCUUCCACGACGUGCUUAGUAGGGAUGGACCUUUGCCAACUGGUCUCGAUGAGAAUGGUGCCAUUGAUUCCCUGACUAAGCAGUUUACAAACAGGGAAUCAAUUUGUGCUCCUGGGUUUACAAUAUGUGAUCCACGUUCGAUACAGGCCUUUCAUCCGACAGUAGUUCCACAUGAACCUCAUGCUUCUCUUCCCGAGCAACACUGCCGUGUGCAUAAUCUCGGCAUCGAUGCGGUGAAUCCUUGUCGACAUAACAAGCCUUGAAGACUAUCUUGCGUUGCAUGCUCCUUAUGAACUGGAGUUCGACGAUCAGCCUGACGUAGCGGAGAAUCUCAAUGCCGCCUCUGAUGAAGUCGAAGCCGAAGUGGUAAACAUGGAUCCUUUGGAUUCUAUAGCAGCUGUGAAGAAGAAGGGGUG